Molecule: messenger RNA, 1575 nt
Organism: Mytilus trossulus (common blue mussel)
Lineage: Eukaryota; Metazoa; Mollusca; Bivalvia; Mytilida; Mytilidae
Exons: 6
Coding region: 41-1147 (368 amino acids)
Source: RefSeq, a predicted model, not a curated record
UGUUUCUGUGGAAAGAACUGUUAGUUCACCUUAUAUUACAAUGAUUCUCAACAAUUUCAUCGGAUUAUAUGUCCUAAUGAUUUGUGCGUCAGAAGGACAAACAGACGUAGUGUUGGACUUUAGCGAUAGAAAUAACGAUGACUCGAUACAAUGGUGCGAGGACACGGAUGAUAUGGAAAUAAUGAUGAUAAAGACACUGGAUGAUUAUAAUGAAGUGACCGCCAAACUAACAGCAGAAUCUGUUUCUACUAGUGUACAGUUUUGGAUUGGUCUUAAAUGGGAUACAGUCCAACAGAACUUUUACUGGAUCGAUAAUAGCAUUUUGACCUGGAGCUAUUGGUGUUAUGAGGGUUUUGCAAAUUCCGAUGAACCAGAUUGUAUGACAUCUUCAUCUAGAUAUUGUAACCCGAUGUUCGAGUCAAAUCAGAACUGUGUCCGACUAACGCAUAGCUCCCAAUCUGCCUGGUGUUUUGCCUCACGUCCUUGUCAUGUUGUCUACAAAACAAUGUGUCGUGGAGAUUCGGAUUCUGCAGAAGCUACAACUUCUACAACUACACUACAGGAAUCUACAGAAGCCGAAGCCAUCACAACUGUACCUGCAAAUCCUGAAACCACAACAACCCAACCACAAACAACAUCAGAAAUCCUAACCACAACUGCUCUGACAACAAUGAGGGGAUCCACAGAAGCUGAAGCCAUACCAACUCAUACAACUGUACCUACAAAUCCUGAAACAACAACAAUUCAACCACAAACAACCUUAGGUUCCUCCAUUCAAUGUUUAUAUGCAGUCACUCUACAAACAAAUCAGAACAUCGCUAUUCAAGAGACAACUCCGACGUAUAUUCAUCAAAAUGGAACAACACUUACUUGUCCUAUAAUGAAAUGUCAUGUUAUAAGUUACGUUACCAUUCAAAGUGACCCAGACACGUAUCUCUACAAAGUUCAGAAAGACGAUAUCAGUUCUUAUCGAAGGAAACUAACAUGCGCUUCUGAUGACAGAGUUUCGUCCAGCAUCUUUGGAUACACAGCGGCAGUGGUUGUUAUAUGUCUGGUAUUCUUUGUACCAGUGCUGGUGGAUUUGAUUUCCUUUUGUGAAAAGUAUUCCAAAAAUAAGGACCAGCAAUACAUGGAGAGAGAAACAUGAAACUCUAGAUAAACGCUUACAAAUAGUAUGAUUAAGAUUUUGCUUUGUUAAUGAUAAACAAGUCCAAUCCAUUAUAUUCUUGGUGAUAGUUGAAAACUAUCUAUACGAGUUCAAUACCAACUUUAAUUCUUACUUUUCAUUCAUUAUUUUUUAACUUUACUUGUAUUCAUUGAUCAAUUUUUUAUUAUUUUUUUUAUUCAUUCGAAAUAACUUGUAGAAAUAAGAACCAUCAAUGAGAAAUUCAUUUAAAAAUAACUGUAUGAUUUUUGUAAUUUAUAACCUUCGUAGACUGCUUUUACAUCACACACUUCACCAAAAAAGUGGUAAAGGAAGUAUAACAAUUAUUUGGAAUUAGAAAUUUUGUAAACUGUCGACGUUUAAUAUAAUUAAAUAUUGCCAACUUAUUAAAAAGUUUCAGGAAAAACGGU